AUGAGGCCAAGAAUAUUGAGAGAAUCGAAGCCUUCAUGGUCGGUUUCAUCUCUACUUCCAUCCAAGGAAUCCAAGUCCCAGACACCAGAAAUAACGAGCAAACAACUCCACCAUCUUCUGCGACUCUCGGCCCUUCCACCUCCCAAGGACGAACAAGAAGACCAGAAGAUGCUGUCUACCUUGAGCUCUCAGCUACACUUCGUCAAAGACAUCCAAAAAGUGGACACGACCGGAAUCGAGCCAUUACGGAGCCUUCGUGAUGAGACGGCCGAGGGUGAGAAAGAGUCUGAGCUAGGGCUGGAUGCUAUGAAGGACGCCUUAGCGAUGGAGGAGAUUCGAGGGAAGCACCAUAAGAGGAUAAGGAGGAUACGAUCACCUGUCAAGAAUGUUGAAGGCGAGUGGGAUGUGAUGGGGAACGCUUCCAAGAAAGUCGGACGAUACUUCGUGGUCGAAGGCGGCAAAGGCCGAUGA
This is a messenger RNA of Zasmidium cellare ATCC 36951, 471 nucleotides long. RefSeq lists its product as uncharacterized. Gene Ontology annotation, molecular function: glutaminyl-tRNA synthase (glutamine-hydrolyzing) activity. Gene Ontology annotation, biological process: glutaminyl-tRNAGln biosynthesis via transamidation; regulation of translational fidelity. Bases 1 to 471 code for a protein of 156 amino acids. The record is from RefSeq and is a predicted model, not a curated record. The transcript has 2 exons. Lineage: Eukaryota; Fungi; Ascomycota; Dothideomycetes; Mycosphaerellales; Mycosphaerellaceae.